AUGUCUGCUCCGUCAGCCCCGGUGAUACCACCUCGCCCGUCCAGGUCUCCUCGGACGUUGAAUGCUGCCAGCACUCCUUCAAUACCCCCUCGUCCCACGAAUCGCCGUCUGGACCGCUCUGUGUCCCCUGGCAGAGACAGCUAUGCGCCAUCGCCUCUGAAUGGUCCUCCACCAAGCGCCGGCCUCUCUCGCACCACCUCCAAUGAUCUCCCGUCUCGUCCCCCCAGCGUGGCUAUCCCAUCGCUCGGCGAGGAAGGCAUUGAGUACGAGGAGCUGAGUGCGCAGAAUCUUGAACCUGCCGAGACCAGAAACGUGGGCAGCGACUUGAAACUGCACGCCCCGAAGCCCUCCUUGCCAGUUUUCAGCGCCAAGGCAAAAGUACAGGCCGUUACUCGCACUGACUCAAGCCAGGCUGCUGCUGCUGGCUUCGGCAAGUCUUCUGCCUCACCAGCCGUGGAAGAAGACCCCGAUCAGCGCAGCCGAUCUCUGCACUCGAAACCUCACGACCAUGCUCGCGCAGAGUCAUCCACCCCAUCUAGCUCUCGUCGUCAAUCCAUGCAGUUUGAAGAGGAGCAGGGUAUUCCCGAGAUCGGUCAGCGUGUGCCGAUGCUUGCCAAUGCCGGUGACGUGCAGGCUCCAUCUCCAGCGCCUCCGCGAAGCGGUUCCGCCUCCGGUCAGCGCAUUGCCCGUCAUCACCAGCGCACCCGCAGUGGUCGUGAGGUGUUUCUUCCACCCGGCAGCUAUGGUCUCCACGGCCAUGGUGUUCACGCCACCGACAGGUUCGAGAAGGCUUGGUACGACAAACAUCCCGAUGAACUGGCCCGUGAAGAGCAGGGCCAAUACGGUCCGGCAAUCACCGAGCGAUCAACCUGGGCUUUGAGCAGUGACGACCUCAACCGUCUUGUUCGCAGCUCUAGUGCCAAUGGUAGUAGCCUAGGGGCUUCUCCAGCAUUUACUGGCACUCCUGAUGAGGAGGUCGGCUAUAUUGCCACCGACGAAUUCACUCGCCAGGACGCGCAAUCUGCAGUGGAAUCUCCUCUCCGCCAAUCUACUUUGCCUACCCCCGGACUACAGCGAACCCGAAGCACACUGUCUACUGCGAGUAGCGAUGCUGGAAACCGAGUCAUUCAUAUCGACGAUCCCUACCAUUCCGCCCACGCUCCAGACGUGUCAUCCGGUCACGAUCAAGAAGAAGGAGCCGAUGGUGAUGAUCCCAUUCUUGCCGCCGACGAGUCGCGUCCAGGGUCGGCUUAUCUCCAUCCUGCCGUAUCCCCCAGACGAUCAAGCACAGAUUACCACGAGCUAGACCGAGCUCGCAGUCAUACCCCUAGUGCGCCAAAUAGCCGACCUAGCAGCUUGCAUGGUGCGCCUCUCGGACUCUCUCGCUGGAGUUCCAGAGGGGAAGAAAUUGAAGAUGUGCAUACGCCUUUGGAGGAUGUGGAGGAGUACGAACCUUUGUUCCCCGAAGAUGAGACAUCCAACAAGCCAGUUUCAAAGCGCGCAGAACUCCUGAGACAUCGGUUCCCAAGCAAAGACAUUUGGGAAGAUACACCGGAUAGUCUACAGCUGCAUACCAGCGUAUCUACUCCAGACCUGCCAGAGCAAACAUCUACGAGUGAAUUCGAAACACCAGAAGCGGAAGAGAAACGGAAACAACAGACAGAGCAAAUUGACUCUCACCAAGUGGCUUCCCACAUUCUGCAUUUACAUGGACAGCCAGGCCCACAACGCGCGACACGACCAGACACAAUAAAGCAUCGUUUCCCAAGUCGGGAUGUCUGGGAGGAUGCACCUGAGAGUCAUCAGCUUAUGACGACUAUCGAACCAGCAGAUUCCGAGUCAAAGAAGAGCCCUGUUGCGGAUAAAGCCCCCACGAUUCCGUCUCGUCCCAGUAUUCCUCCUAGGCCCCAGAGAAUUGCGAAACCCUCUGAUGGUCCUUCAGAGGAGAAAAGAGCACCUAUUAUUUCCGACCGCCCCAAGCCUCAGAUUCCCUCUCGCCCAUCCAAAGCUGCCGAUGCGCCACCAGUCAGCAAGAACAAACCUGCUAUUCCUGCACGGCCUGCUGGAGGCAAGUUUGCCGGCGUUAAAGCGAACUUCUUGUCCGAUCUGAAUUCACGACUUCAACUCGGGCCUCAGGGCCCCAAACCAACUGUUGAGAAGAAGGAAGCGGAGCAAGUUCCAGAGAAGGCACCCCUUGCUGACGCUCGCAAGGGCCGUGCUCGUGGUCCAGCUAGGAGAAAGCCGGCUGCUGGUUCUGCGGUCGAGACAAAGCUGCCAUCCAUUCCAGAAAUUCGCAUCAUGGAUGCAUGGAAUGUGUGGGAACUUGGUGCUGAUGGUAGCUUGACUGUGGGUCGACCUGAAGAGAAGGAACUUGAUGAAAAGACAAAACCUCAGGUCACAGAUGUCGUUCUAGAGGCUAGCGACGAUACUGCCAUGGCGCCUCCGAUUGCAAAGAACAUAGCUGGUGAGCCCGCGGAUCCUGUGCCGUCAGAAGAGAAGGAGAUUCCUGCCGCAGCAGAGGAGGAACCUGAAGAACCGAUAGACCAUCACGAAGCUUCUGAGACGAGCGGGGAGACAAUAUCCCUGGAAUCUAUUGCAAAAAAAGCUCCAGAAACAGCAACAGAUGUGCCAGUAAAAGCGUCAGAGCCUGAGCUUGCACCAUCCAGUUCCGAUGCAAUCGCAGAGCAGUCAUCCCCAACUGUAGAUGGCAAGAACCCACCUGAUGGUUCGGUAGAAGCUGAUACUACCGCCUAG
Talaromyces atroroseus is the source of this 2754-nucleotide messenger RNA. RefSeq lists its product as hypothetical. Bases 1 to 2754 code for a protein of 917 amino acids. NCBI's taxonomy places the organism in Eukaryota, Fungi, Ascomycota, Eurotiomycetes, Eurotiales, Trichocomaceae. The record is from RefSeq and is a predicted model, not a curated record. The transcript is spliced from 2 exons.